Molecule: messenger RNA, 1782 nt
Organism: Ananas comosus (pineapple)
Lineage: Eukaryota; Viridiplantae; Streptophyta; Magnoliopsida; Poales; Bromeliaceae
Product: zinc finger protein ZAT3-like
Exons: 3
Coding region: 348-1676 (442 amino acids)
Source: RefSeq, a predicted model, not a curated record
GAGGAGAUUUUCUGAGCUGAAUUAGUCCUCAUCAUCAUCAUCUGCGUUUCUAUUACUUUCGUCCAAUAUGAGCUCAAUUACUAGCUGAUCAACACUUUGCGCCUUGUAUGUGGCUGCGACUGCAGUUACUGGUGGUGGCUGUGCUGCGCAUUAUGUGUGUUUAUCAAAUCGGUCGGUGAUAUGUAGAUAGAUCUACGGAAGAGCUCUGCGAUCAGUAACUGAAGUAUCAGGUGAUACAGUUUUAUGUAUUGUGCGGUAUUUGUUUGCCGCUGAGGAGGGGAGAAGGGAGCUGCUGAGAAUCAGGAUUCAUCAGAGAUUGGUUGGCCUCUUUAUAUACUAUUUCAGAGAUGAACCCUCGUCGUCAAAAUGAGCCUGCACUAUUCAAAUCUUCUAAUAAGAAAGUGGCCGUGGCGCGCGAAAAGAACGAAGGAGAAAAAUCGGAUGAUACGAACUUCGAAAGAGCUUCUAAUGUUGAAAAUGAUGAUAUGGGCGCAUACAAUAAUACUUCCCAACAUUAUCUCGGUGUAGAUAAUUCUCAUCUCUCCUUGCAAAACAAAGAGAAUCUCAACAAUGAGGCCCUCGCUGACGAGUUCAAGAGCAACCUAAAUGCGAAUCAUAAGGAGGUCCCCACGUGUGUGGAGUGUGGGCGGACAUUCCCUUCGGUGAAGGCGAUGCAUGGCCACCUGAGAAGCCAUCCUAAUAGGGGCUACAAAGGAGCAGUCCCGCCGCCGAACAUGGCAAAGAAGCAACUAGUACAACCUAGCAGCACAUCGGCUCCUCAAGUGGAAAUUCCUGCCUCGAAGCGCCCGGUUCGACCGCGAAGAGAUCCAAAUCGAAUUAUUGAUCCGACCACCGAAGCAAUUAAUGCAGCUUUUAUGUUAGUUUAUCUCAGCAUAGAAACAAGUAAGCAAAGUGCUAGUCCAUCUCAUGAAAAUGAAACUUAUAGAUCACCUAAGAGGAAAAGGGAGAGCAUAGAAGACGACUUUAGAGUUAUCCAUGAUAAGGAAGAGACCGCAAACGAGGGUUCUGAAGGUGAUGAUCAUUUUGGUGGUCAUCAAAUAGACUGUGAUUAUGACGGAGAAUACAUCGAAGAAUCGCACUUACAACCAUUAUCUAAUUUGAUAGAAAAAAGGAAGAAGAAGGCUAAGAAAUCAGCUGGGUCUUAUCCGUGUGGCGUCUGCAAUAAAAUUUUUCCUACUCAUCAAGCAUUAGGCGGUCAUAUGGCAAGUCACAACAAAGGCAAGAACAUCAUGGAUGAAGCAUUUACGGCAAAUGAAGCAAAUGAAGUUGAACUAAGCCAUGUUGAGAAGCUGACAGUCGAGACGGCUUCGAAGGGACCGAAUUUAGGGAUACAUAAGUGUAAAAAGUGUGGCCAAAUAUUCGCAUCGGGACAAGCUCUCGGCGGGCACCAAAGGAAGCAUUAUCCUUUACCAGAUCACAGCCAGAAGGAAUGUAAUGUUUCACUCAAUCAAGAUCGAAAGAAAAGCAAUGUUGCACCCGAUCAUGGUUGGAAGAAAAGAUUACCAAAUAACAGUCAGAAGGAAAGUAAUGAUGUGUCUGAUGAUCGUCGGAAGGAAUGCAAUGAUGUGCCCGAUCAUGGUCAGGAGAAAAGCAAUGUUAUGUUCAACAUCGACCUCAACAAAUCUGUAGAUUUCAAUCAGGACCUACCUUCAUGAUUUGAAAGCAUAGAAGAGUUUUAGAGGUAAAGAACAGGGAGAACUUUUUUGCAAUAUUUAUGUUUUUUAGUUUUUGUAUGCAUUCAUUAUGUUAUAGUUUACUCAA